CACAUCGACAACCAUGUGGAAUGCAUAUCGUGGUGGCUUCCCCUAAAAAUCCCCUCUCCCUCUCUCGUUUUAUUAAUAAAAAACAUGCCUUCAACAAACUAGCGGCGCCUCCGCCAAAAAAUACCCAUUUAUUUCUGAGUUUUCAUGCAAAUCCUUUCUUCCUUCCUCUCUAUCUUUCUAUAUUCCUUUUUGCGUUUCACGUGGGCCAUGACUAGGCUCUCAUAAAGCUUCGCUGGAUCUCUCUCUAGAUGCUGCCGCUUUCUCUCUCUAGAGAGAGAUAUAUAUACCAGUUGCUUUGUAGUUUUUUUUGGCUUGUGGUUUCGUAAUGGCGAUGGAGGACAACGAGAGUUGCAGUAGUAGGGCGGUGGAUUCCUCGCCGACUCAUCCGAGGCAGCAGAGACACAAGCUUAUGGUUUACAACGAGGUUUUGAGGCGACUCAGAGAGAGUGGAAACGACGAGGCUAACUCUCUUGGUUUCGAAGAUGAGCUAUGGACCCACUUCAAUCGCCUUCCUCCAAGGUAUGCGAUCGAUGUGAAUGUUGAGAGGGCAGAAGAUGUUCUCACCCACAAGAAGUUAUUGCAAUUGGCACAGGACCCUGCAAACAGACCUGCAUUCCAUGUUCGCAUUGUUCAGGUUGCUUCUUCCAAUGAUGGAAGAACAAGUGGUGCUCUACCAUUAAACUUACCUGGGAAUGAUGAUGGUGAAACUGCUUCUAGUCAUGCCAGUAAACAAAGUGUUCAUCCACCCCCUGCUUUUGGUUCUUCCCCAAAUCUUGAAGCUCUUGCUAUUGAAUCUAGCAAGUCACAAGUUAAAGAUGGUGACAGUGCUGUAAAUGCCAAUCCCAGUAUUGCUAGACCCAUGCAUGAGAUCACAUUUUCAACAGAUGAUAAGCCAAAGCUUCUGAGUCAGUUAACCGCUUUGCUUUCUGAGGUUGGGUUGAACAUCCAAGAGGCUCAUGCUUUUUCUACGGUGGAUGGUUAUUCGUUGGAUGUCUUUGUUGUUGACGGUUGGGCCUCUGAGGAAACUGAUCAGCUCAGAGAGGCGCUUAGAAGUGAAAUUGCGAAGAUCGAGAAACAAGCUUGGUCACAGCCAUAUUCUUUGACUUCUGUACCUGAGAAUGUGCAAACCAAUGGGAAUCCUGUGAUUGAGCAUGUAAAAAUACCAAAUGAUGGUACCGAUGUAUGGGAGAUUGAUGUCAGGUUGUUGAAAUUUGAAAAUAAGGUGGCAUCUGGUUCAUACGGUGAUCUUUACAGGGGGACCUAUUGUAGUCAGGACGUGGCCAUUAAAGUUCUGAAACCUGAAAGGGUAAAUGUAGAUAUGCAACGUGAAUUUGCCCAGGAAGUCUAUAUAAUGAGGAAAGUUCGACACAGAAAUGUUGUGCAGUUCAUAGGUGCUUGCACUCGACCGCCUAGCUUGUGCAUCGUGACUGAAUUUAUGUCUGGUGGGAGCGUGUAUGAUUUUCUACAUAAGCAAAGAGGGGUAUUCAAAUUGCCUACAUUAGUCAAAGUGGCCAUUGAUGUCUCCAAAGGAAUGAAUUACUUGCACCAAAAUAAUAUUAUCCACAGGGAUCUCAAGGCUGCAAAUCUCCUAAUGGAUGAAAAUGAGGUUGUCAAAGUAGCUGACUUUGGUGUUGCCAGAGUUCAAGCUCAAUCUGGAGUUAUGACUGCAGAAACAGGAACUUAUAGGUGGAUGGCUCCUGAGUUGAUUCCUUGGGAGCCUGCAAUACUAGGACUCUCUUUAGUGGCUGCAUACAAGUUGGAUAUGAAGACACUACUGCUCGAAAUUAAGGGUUGCAAUCUGUAAGCGGAGCGAGUUAAGUCCUCUUGCUAAUGUGAUAGAUGGGGUUCAAACUUCUAAAGUUUUUUACUGUUCUAAUCUCUGAAGUGUUAUUAUGAUGAUGUCACCAUUGAUGACUUCAAUCAAAAUGUCUUAGAUUGUAGUUUGAGUCUUUUACACUUUUAUGGAAAAAAAUGCUGAAGAAAUCAUGCUUACCUUUGCAAUGAAAAGAAAAUCAAAUGAAUUUUGAAUAUGAGAGUCCUCAGCAUAUAUGAUUUAUAUAAUCAAAGUUCAUCGAGUAGGAAAUUCAGAGAAUUAUUUGAUAAGCGAGAAAAUGGAAUGUAAUGCUGAUUCUAAGACAUUGGGUUUUUUUUUUUUUACUUAUAUCGAAACUGAUAGUGCGGGCCUUUGUAUUCUACCCAGCGACCCUUUCCCACUGUAUAAAAUUGACCAAAAUGGUAACAUGUACAUAUGCAACACAGUUAUUUUUAAGUCAUUACAGAGUGCAGGGCUCGGUGCACUCCUGACAGUCUGAGACAAACAACACUUUAGAUCUGAAGUGAACAAUUUUCAAUGUGAUUGUUAACCAUUUCCUCAAAAAAAGAGAGUAAAUUUCAAUGUGAUUUCUGGUCAGUUCUUCUUUUUCUUCUUUGUAAUUGUCAUGCAUUUGAAUUGCAAACAUGCACGUUAAGUUCUCUUCCCAUUCUCCAUUUCAAAA
Amborella trichopoda is the source of this 2495-nucleotide messenger RNA. The record is from RefSeq and is a predicted model, not a curated record. Lineage: Eukaryota; Viridiplantae; Streptophyta; Magnoliopsida; Amborellales; Amborellaceae.